AGUAUGCACCGCAUAGGUUUCUGAAUUUCUUGACCAAAAAGUCAGCUAAACCCUGGACUCAUAUUCAUAUAAUCAUAUCCCAUUAACAACAACAUAUAAGAUUAAGAACACUACCUUCCUCUUCCUCCAUAAAAGUAAACCCCCAUUAAUUUAACAACGUAUAAGCCUUCUCUCGAUCAUAUACAAAUUAAGAACGUAAAAACCAAUUAAGAAGAAUGUUAACACUAUCUGCCAUCUCCUCGGCUGCCCUGGCCUUUUGGGCAUCAGAACAAAAGGCUAAGAUCAAGGAAACCAAUGCCAUGGUCGACACCCUUAAUGCCACAUUUGAAUAUCCCAUGUCCUGUUUAGGGUCACUCUUAACCAGUCUUCCCCACCAAGAUGUGAAAAAACUCGUCUUUAUUCGCGGUGUUAUUUUGCCAACAUCUUUUGCCAAUAUUGGUGGUCUUGACAAGGUCUCAUCGUCGUCGUCGUCGUCGCCUAAUCAAGGUGUUGGGUCAGCAAUCAAUAUACUCCGCUCUCCUAAGACCGGUCAGCAUGCUGUUGUAGUUGAAAAAACUACCACGCACGUAUACAAUGAAACAUCUACCAACUUGAUGGGCGACAACAAGAAACAAGAGGGAACUAAAAUUGUCUCCAAGGCACGGAAACAGGUUCCCUUUAUUAUUGCGGAUCACAUUUCAGUACCAUGCAACGAAUACGUGGUAAUCAACUUAGAGGGUGCAGAUGUUGAAGUUCCUCUACAGAAAGUCUCUUAUGAUAAGAAACAUAUUUUUACUCACAAUCACAAUGGGCGUGAAUUACAAGUUGAUGAGGUUACUGAAGAAGAAAUCCUUCCAGUGGGUACAGUUGUUACUGCUGUUGGCAUCUUUAGCUCUGAAAAUGGGAUUCCAACUAUCAAGCCCUUUCAAGAUCUUCCCUAUUUCCUAACAUCCAAGACCAAGAAUGAGAUGAUUGCUGAAGUAUCUGCUAAGUUCAAGAAUUUAAGAGAUACGUCUGAUUCACUGUCGCGCUGGUCAGUUGGUUGUGCCUUCUUUGCCUUUGGUGUUUAUUUAACACGCCUCGCACAAUCUUAAGGCAUAUGAUAUGAUGCGGUGAACAGAGGAUAUUCCAACACAGAGGCCUGCUUUAUACUUGAAGGGCCUACGUUCACUCAUACUUAUACUACUACAUUUACAGUUUGAGAAGUUAGACGGUUAUUCUGUUUUUUCUUUUUAAUAUUCGUGUUUGAUUAACACUAGUCGGAGUAUAAUUAGCAUAGAGUAUUUGGAACUAAGUCUAUAUCAUCAUAUAUCAUUGGUUGUUUUAUGAAUUUUUCGGUGUAUGGGAUUACCAUGGACCAUGGAAUACCGUAUUCUAUGCAGAAGUAUGAACUAGUGACA
This is a messenger RNA of Spinacia oleracea (spinach), 1379 nucleotides long. RefSeq names its product E3 ubiquitin-protein ligase SPL2-like. Gene Ontology annotation, biological process: protein ubiquitination; organelle organization. The coding region runs from base 216 to 1073 and encodes 285 amino acids. Gene Ontology annotation, molecular function: ubiquitin-protein transferase activity. NCBI's taxonomy places the organism in Eukaryota, Viridiplantae, Streptophyta, Magnoliopsida, Caryophyllales, Amaranthaceae. The transcript is spliced from 6 exons. The record is from RefSeq and is a predicted model, not a curated record.